Molecule: messenger RNA, 1315 nt
Organism: Ciona intestinalis (vase tunicate)
Lineage: Eukaryota; Metazoa; Chordata; Ascidiacea; Phlebobranchia; Cionidae
Source: RefSeq, a predicted model, not a curated record
AUUUGGAUAAGAGCUGACACACUAAGUAUUAUUUCCGAAUAAAGUUACUUAGUGUAGUGAUGCUGCUAAGCCUUUCUGCUGACAUCGUGUGGACAACACUUUCAGAGCAUCAGUUUAACACUGUAGCUUAUGGGAAAGUGUUUGGUAAUAAAGAAGAUGUGGUGAUAUUGGCAGGAGAAGAUGGAGUUGUACGCGUUUAUGAAAAACCCACUACAUCUAAAAAGGAGAUAACUUUAAAGCCAGUAAGAUCACUUGAAACAAAAUGCGGACCAGCCCUUCACGUCUUACUAAGAGAUCUAACUCGGUUAUCUCCAUGUGAUAUGCUGGUAGGUGAUGCAAGGGGUUCAGUGGUUUUGUUUUGUGAUGGUCAGAUAUUGGAUCGAAGAGGAACGUUUAGUGGAAAGUCUUCUCGUAUAACGGCUCUCAGUGCUCAAGAAACCUCACUUGGCAAGGUGAAUAUUAUACUGGGUAGAGAUGACGGCGAGAUCAUCUGUUUUAACACUUUCACUCAACUAUGGAAACUGAGAUUGUCAGAUGUUUCAAAACAGAGCCGAGAUGCUUUGGUAUCAGUAACAUGUCUUCUACCCGUCUCUGUGGUAACAUCAUGGUCGAAUGGAAAAGCAGAAGAUUAUGUUUUAGUCGCAGACUCUCAAUCCUGCUUGCAUGUUCUGCAAGAUGGUGAAAUAUUAAGCUCCAUACAACUGCCUUCUACUGCAAAUUGUAUGUGUGCUGGGAGCUUCCUACUCCAUGAAGAUACAAAUCCAAACAAGAAAAUGUUAACUCAAAUUGCACUUGGUUGCAUAGACGGCUCUAUUUGGAUAUGUGUGGAUUUUUGUUUGAGCAAUGCAUCUCCUUACACAGAGAUAGGACACCCCGUCACGCAGCUUCGUUGCGUGUCAACCAAACACAACUAUACACACAAUUCCCCUGUUGGGAAUGGAGAGAAUAAUGUGGUUGAUAUUUUGGUCUGUGGGGGACAUUUUUCAUCACUCAAACUUUUACAGCAUGGCAAGAUUUUGCACACAGUGCCACUGCCGAGCUGGCCAGUUACGUUAUGUGGAUUACAUGAUUAUAAAGGUGAUAAACUGCUGAGUAAUGAUGUCAGAAUGAUUCUUGUGGGUUGCCAAGAUUCAACUUUACACCUUGUUUCAAUAACUUGAUUUUUUUUCGCUAUCAGUAUUACUGUACUAAAUGGGUUUUGGGAAGUCACACCUGAGAUGUAGGGAGUUGGUCUAUAUAUCCAACUACUUCUACAUUGUUCCAUAGUUCAACCCAAUAAAUCUGGUUCAUGAAUUAAAUUACAAAGCUAGCUAUG